AUGGCCUUGAGGAACCACAGUACCAUCACUGAGUUCAUUCUCCUUGGGCUGUCUGCUGACCCCAAGAUUGAGGCUCUAUUCUUCGUGCUCUUCCUGGGUAUUUACUUCCUGACUGUGACGGGGAACCUGAUGAUGCUGCUGGUCAUCAGGGUUGAUUCUCACCUCCACACACCCAUGUACUUCUUCUUGAGUCAACUCUCUUUGAUUGAUCUCUGCUUCUCUUCAGUCACUGUGCCCAAAUUGUUAGAGAACCUACUGUCUCAGAAUAAAACCAUCUCGGUAAGGGGCUGCCUGGCUCAGAUAUUCUUUGUGCUUAUCACAGCAGGGACUGAUGGCUUUCUGCUCUCAGCAAUGGCCUAUGACCGCUAUGCUGCCAUCUGCCACCCUCUGCUCUAUGGCCAGGUGAUGAGUAAAAAGCGGUGCAUGCAGCUUUUGUGGGGCUCAUGGAGUUUGGGUUUUCUGGACGCAUUCAUCAAUGUCCUUCUGGCAGUGAAAAUGGACUUCUGUGAUACCUAUAUCAUCCCACACUAUAGCUGUGAGUUACCCUCUAUCUUUACUCUGUCUUGCUCUGAUGUUUCCACCAACUUCAUUGUCAUGCUCUGCUCCAUUGUUCCACAUGCACUUGUAACUUCCCUUUUAAUAUUUUUCUCCUAUGUCUGCAUUAUCUCCACCAUCCUUAGCAUCACCUCCACCUCUGGCAGAAGCAAAGCCUUCUCCACCUGCUCCUCCCACCUCACUGCAGUGAUCUUGUUCUAUGGGUCAGCUGUUCUUUGCUAUUUCAUAACAACCUCAGGCUCACCCCUGGAGUUGGUCUCCUCUGUGCAGUAUAGUGUGAUCACUCCCAUGCUGAAUCCCCUCAUCUACAGCCUGAAAAACAAAGAGGUAAAAGCAUCUGUGAGAAGAAUACUGAGAAAAUAUUUAUAA
Orycteropus afer afer is the source of this 924-nucleotide messenger RNA. Its product is annotated as olfactory receptor 8S1-like. Gene Ontology annotation, biological process: G protein-coupled receptor signaling pathway. Gene Ontology annotation, molecular function: olfactory receptor activity; G protein-coupled receptor activity. Lineage: Eukaryota; Metazoa; Chordata; Mammalia; Tubulidentata; Orycteropodidae. The transcript has a single exon. Gene Ontology annotation, cellular component: membrane. The record is from RefSeq and is a predicted model, not a curated record. The coding region runs from base 1 to 924 and encodes 307 amino acids.